UUCAUCUUCAUCUUUAUCUCUAUUUCUCUAAGUCGUUCUUCGAUUCAUAUCUGCUUCAGAAUAAUAUUUUCGAAGGCUUCUGCUAUCUGCUCUCACACCGGAGACAUAAGUCCAUAUCUCUGUAGAAAUUGAAGCCUUAAGAUGGAAUCUUUUUUUUGUUGCUUUCAUGACAAGGAUGAUCCUGGAGAAACUGCUAAUGUAUCCAGCCAGGGAAACUGCACUUGUCCUCUGUGCUUCACUUGUAACUCAUUCAGCAAGUUUGCAGCAUUUUUCAGAGGUGGGCAUGAAAUGCAUGCCCUGCAUUCAUCCUCCCAGGAGGCAGCUUCCUCAACUCCAAAUGGGGCACCCGCAUAUACAGAACCUGCGACUAUUUUAUCUCUUCCUGGAACUUUGGCAUCUAAUACCGAUUAUAGAUCCUCCAAUUUGCAACAGGAUGAGCUGGUCAAAGGACUAAACAAAGGUAAAGGUGAUUUGAGCAUUCAUUCGGAGCUCAGUUCUAGUACUCACACUGGAGAAGAACUUUCAACAGAUUCCUCACUGAAGUUCUCAUUGGAAAAUACGAAAGCUGGAGACCUUCAUGAUGACCGUGCAUUACCCGAAGAUCAUGAAGAUAUAUGCCCUAUAUGUCUUGAAGAAUACAUACCUGAGAAUCCUAAGAUUUUAACCCAAUGUUCUCAUCAUUACCACCUUAGUUGUAUAUAUGAAUGGAUGGAGAGAAGUGAGACCUGUCCCGUAUGUUGCCAGGUGUUGAUACUCGAUGAAACAAAUUAAUCUCAACUUUCUCAUGGCAUGUAAAGAGUAGAAAAUUGAAGAUGAUGAAGAUACAUGAAUUGCAGAAGCAGAUGAGGUCGAGCGGAAACAUGAUCCUAAUAAGUUCUCAUAUAUAGUUCAACAAAUGUACGUGAAAGAGACUAAAAUCCAGAUUCUUUUAAUACAUGCAUGCUGAAAGA
Juglans regia (Persian walnut) is the source of this 950-nucleotide messenger RNA. RefSeq names its product E3 ubiquitin-protein ligase At3g02290-like. The transcript has 5 exons. Bases 142 to 771 code for a protein of 209 amino acids. NCBI's taxonomy places the organism in Eukaryota, Viridiplantae, Streptophyta, Magnoliopsida, Fagales, Juglandaceae. The record is from RefSeq and is a predicted model, not a curated record. Gene Ontology annotation, molecular function: ubiquitin-protein transferase activity.